AUUCAGUAAAGAGUAUACUAAAUUAACUAAUACAACUUCAAUUUUCAUUUUGUCUCCAGAACUGCUUCUGAGUGUGGAAAUUCUGGCUAAGUGUGGCCCAAAUAAAAUCCAAAAUCCUGUUUCAGUUACAGUUAAGUCUGAUGCAUGUAGUCUGAGAUUUUGUAAAAUGUUUUCCUGCUGUUGUUUUGUGUCGUUUAGUCUGAAGUCCAGAAUGCUCAAGUACGUUUUAUUUUGAAAUCUGUGGUCGGAAGUCGCAUCUUAGAUCCUGUCUGGUUUGACAGUGGCUGCUCCGUGUGUGUGUGUGUGUGUGUGUGUGUGUGUGUGUGUGUGUGUGUGUGUGUGUGUGUGAAAUCGGCUUCCUGCUGCUGCUCGGUGUCCGCACACCGUCCGUCUCGUCAGUGUUGAUCGGCUCGCCAUGGCGGAAGGACGCAGAGAACAGCCGCCCCAUCCUCUCUUCUCAAUACCACCGGCCAGCAAGCGACCCUGCCUGCGCCCUGCUCCCCGAGGUCCCGGCCCGGGGCCAGGCCACGGCAGCGGGUUACCCAACUCCCGGUACCGUUCCCCGGAGUCCCUUUUGGACUGCGCCGCGAAGGCAGUAGCGGAAAAGUGGGCCUUCGAGAGAGUAGAGGAGCGCUUCGAGCGGAUCCCGGAGCCCGUCCAGCGCCGCAUCGUCUACUGGUCUUUUCCCCGCAACGAAAAGGAGAUAUGCAUGUACUCUUCAUUUCAGUGCCGAGUCGCUGGCGAGGAGGGUCCGUCGGCGGCAACCGGUGGUGCAGCGGUCGCAGGGUCCGGAGCAACGACCGCCGGUGGUAGUGGAGGAUCUACCGCCGGUACGACGGCUACCGUAGGGGCAGCCGGAGCGGUGGGAACGGGAGACGGACUACCAUUCCGCCGCGGUAUCAGGCUGCUGGAGACCGGCUGUGUGGAAAACGUUUUACAAGUUGGGUUUCACCUCAGUGGCACAGUAACUGAACCCACCACAUCGUCAGAGCCAGAGGUCACCCAUAAGGUGGCCAUCAGCUUCGACCGCUGCAAGAUAACUUCAGUCACCUGUGGCUGUGGGAACAGGGACAUUUUCUACUGCGCACAUGUGGUGGCACUCUCGCUUUACCGGAUUCGCAAGCCUGAACAGGUGAAGCUGCGGCUGCCCAUCUCAGAGACGUUGUUCCAGAUGAACAGAGACCAGCUGCAGAAGCUGGUCCAGUAUCUGAUAACAGCCCACCACACCGAGGUGCUGCCCACCGCUCAGAAACUGGCUGAUGAGAUCCUGUCCUCCAACUCUGAGAUCAACCAGGUCCAUGGUGCUCCAGACCCGACUGCAGGCGCCAGCAUUGACGAUGACAACUGCUGGCAUCUGGACGAGGAUCAAGUCAGGGAGCAAGUCAAACAGUUUCUCUCCCAGGGAGGAUACUACGGCUCUGGGAAGCAGCUCAACUCCAUGUUCGCUAAGGUGCGUGAGAUGCUACGAAUGCGAGACUCCAACGGCGCCCGAAUGCUGACGCUCAUAACCGAACAAUUCAUGGCGGACCCUCGUCUGUCGCUAUGGAGACAGCAGGGCACAGGCAUGACGGACAAGUGUCGGCAGCUCUGGGAUGAGCUGGGUGCAUUGUGGGUGUGCGUGGUGCUAAAUCCCCACUGUAAAAGCGAGGAGAAGAGCAGCUGGCUGAAGCAGCUGAAGAAGUGGGGGGACAUGGACGUCUGCCCGCUGGAGGACGGCAACUAUGGCAGCGAGCUUCCGAACAUCACCAAUGCUCUCCCGCAGAGCAACCUCGCACAGGACUCUCUGUCCAGGCCAAGGAGAACGGUGUUCAGCCGGGCCAUCGAGGCCUGUGACCUCCACUGGCAGGACAGCCACCUCCAGAGGAUCAUCAGCAGUGACUACUACAUGUCUCCGUCCUACCAGAGGGAGGGGGAGAGCCUGCUGUUCAACCCACAGGGCCUGCCGCUCUGGCUAGACCAUGUCCCGACAGCAUGCGCUCGCGUCGACGCCCUGCGUUCCCAUGGUUACUCCAGGGAAGCCCUGCGAUUGGCUGUUGCCAUCAUUAACACGCUCCGCCUCCAACAGCAGAGACAGAUGGACAUCUACAAACACCAAAAGAAAGAGCUUCUCCAGAGGGGUGUGACCUCUACCACCAACCUGGAAGGCUGGGUGGGUCAUCCCUUAGACCCAAUUGGCUGUCUUUUCACCACGCUCACCGAAACCUGCCGCAUGGAUGACGACAACAACAUGGAUACUGGUGAAGGAGAACCCAGACCUCCAGUCUACCACCAUGUACCAGUGUGGGGUAGUCCAGAUGGUGGGGAGUCAUACCUGACUCUCGCCUUAGAGGUGGCUCUGAUGGGUAUGGGCCAGCAGAGGAUAAUGCCUGAGGGCCUCUAUGCUCAAGACAAGGUGUGUCGUAACGAGGAGCAGAUUGUUGUAAAACUUCAAGAACUGGAGCUGGAUGAUCUCCUGGUUCAGACUCUUCGGAAACAGGCCAUACAGCUGCUAGAAGCUGGUCCGUUCAGUGGUCUGGGUGAAGUCAUCCACAGGGAGAGUGUUCCCAUGCACACCUUUGCCAAGUACCUCUUUUCUGCCCUGCUGCCACAUGAUGCAGACCUGGCAUAUAAAGUGGCUCUGCGCGCAAUGAGGCUCCCGGUGCUGGAGUCAUCAGCAGGCUCCGGGGACGUAGGCCACCCUCACCAUGGUAUCUCCAUAGUUCCAAGUAGAUACCCACGCUGGUUCACACUGGGACACCUGGAGUCACAGCAGUGUGAACUGGCCUCCACCAUGCUUACUGCUGCUAAAGGUGACAUGUUGAGGUUGCGGACGGUGCUGGAGGCCAUCCAGAAAAACAUCCACUCCUCUUCCUUAAUCUUCAAACUUGCCCAGGACGCCUUUAAGAUAGCCACACCCGCAGACAGCCCACCCGAUAUAACCCUGCUCAACGUGGCACUGGAACUAGGACUGCAGGUGAUGAGGAUGACUCUAUCCACGCUGAACUGGAGAAGGAGAGAGAUGGUUCGCUGGCUGGUAACCUGUGCCACAGAAGUCGGUCUGCGGGCGUUGGUGAGUAUCUUACAGAGCUGGUACACUCUCUUCACACCGACCGAGGCCACCAGCAUCGUGGCAGCCACCGUCAUGUCCCACAACACCAUCCUGCGCCUCAGCCUUGACUACCCCCAGCGUGAGGAGCUGGCCAGCUGCGCGAGGACCCUGGCCCUGCAGUGCGCCAUGAAGGACCCCCAGAACUGUGCCCUGUCGGCUCUAACGCUCUGCGAGAAAGACCACAUCGCCUUCGAGACGGCCUACCAGAUCGUGAUCGACGCAGCGUCCACGGGGAUGACGUACUCCCAGCUAUUUACCAUCGCAAGGUACAUGGAGCACAGAGGAUACCCUCUGCGGUCAUUCAAAUUGGCCUCCCUCGCCAUGACCCAUCUUAACCUGGCUUACAACCAGGACACACACCCAGCUAUUAAUGAUGUGCUCUGGGCCUGUGCGCUCAGCCACUCUUUGGGUAAGAAUGAGCUUGCAGCCAUUAUUCCCCUGGUGGUGAAGAGCGUGCACUGUGCCACGGUGCUGUCUGACAUCCUGCGGCGAUGCACCAUGACGGCGCCCGGUCUUGCCGGCAUUCCCGGGAGAAGGAACUCUGGGAAGCUGAUGUCAACAGACAAGGCGCCAUUGCGGCAGCUCCUGGAUGCCACAAUUUCAGCCUACAUCAACACCACGCACUCUCGACUGACACACAUCAGUCCACGGCACUACGGAGAGUUCAUAGAGUUCUUGAGCAAAGCAAGGGAGACUUUCCUGCUGGCACAGGAUGGCCACAUUCAGUUCGCCCAGUUCAUAGACAACCUGAAACAGAUCUACAAGGGCAAGAAGAAACUGAUGAUGUUGGUCAGGGAGCGCUUUGGCUGACCUUACCCCUCCCUGGGAAGUAGUUAAACUUAUUUGUUUCUAUUUAAGGUUUUUGGGAUUUUUUUAAAAUUUUUUACUUACGUUGAGCCAUUUGUUGACUAAGUCAUAAGUUUUUGUCCCUGUUUUGUUUCUUGAAUGUGAACCAGGAAGUGUUUGCAGUACAUUGCUCUACUUCGUUGAGACUGCAAAAGAGGGGGGGGGCGGCUUGAAAUGUCAAAGAAACACCAACAAAAACAAAACAUUUUCCCCUCCAACUAAUGUUAAAUCUAAUAUAAAAAAAGUCAAAAGAUUGUCAUGACAAAAAAGGCGAAAGGAACGUUUGUUUUUCAGUGGCACAUGACGAUAUAAAAACCAAAUGAUUUUGUUGGAUGGGGUACAUACUUUGAGCCAGAAGAUGCUUUCAGCUGGGGUUAAGAAGAAGAAGAAGUGUUUUUCCAGUGGAAGAAACAUGUAAUUCCAAAAAAACCCACUGAGGUGGAAAACACACAUAGUGUUGCUGUCAUACCUCGACUGUAUUAUUUGUCAGCUUUAACUUCUCUAUCAGAAAUGGCCUCUUAUUUCAUUCAGGGCAUCUUAGAGUAGAGAGGGCAGAAUACAGAACUACACAUGUGUUGUCUCUCUGUAGAAAAAGUCAGUACCAACAGGUCUAAAACUUGACUAAAGCCACCCUAGACUAGCUCCUAUCCUCUACACCUGCUGGUCAGUGCUUUUCAUUAAGAAUAUCUUCAGAGGAAGAACCAUGUUGCUUCACAGAGUGCAUGCUCUCAAAUCCUAGCAGCCUGGGAGUGACAUUAUUCAGGCUGUUUUAGCUAAGGUAGAGUAGUAGAGGCUCCACAUGCACAUAUAUAUACAGUAUAUCUCUUAUGUCCUCCUAUAAGCUUAUUAACAGUGACAAAAUACAACUGUGAUGAAUGGUGGGGUCACAGUAUGCCCAUCUCUAGAGAUACCACUGCACUGCUGUACAGCUAUUUGUGGCCAAAACCUUUUGAAUCUAUAUGACUCCAGUGAUCACUUUUCACAUGCUAGAUCAAGAUUUAGUCAAUAAGCAAUAUAAGUCAUGUCUGCUUUGUUUUUAUCAUCUAGCGGCAUUAAUUUCAUCUUCUUGCAUUCUGUUAGGAGGCUUUGGAACAUAUUGGGACCCUGUUGAUUUCAGUGACUGUUACGUGUUUAACUCUGCCUGUAGCUAAAGUCCCUUUUCCAUUUCAAAAUUUUUUGUGGGAACUCAAGAAUUCUUUCGUUCCCCAGAACUUUUACACGAACCGAGAGCUCUACUACAUUUUAAGAGCAGAAAUCCAUUUAUAAUUUUGGUUCUUUCUGUCAUAGUUCCAACCCAUAAAAACCCCUGUCAGUCUAGACAGUAGUAUUUAUAUAUAUAUAUAUAUAUAUAUAUAUAUAGAAUUGCCGUAAAUUCUUGGGGUGAGGUUAGCAAUACUUAUCAACCAUUAACUCAUCAAACAGGCACUAUUUAUAUGAAUAACGAACAGCAUUAUCUGAAUUUAUGAUGAGAGUAAGAGGAAAUAAGGAAUGAACAAUUGAACCUGAAGUGAUAACAAGGUGGACUUUCUAUCUUGUAUAUUGUGUCAGAUGUCCUUUUGAAAACUUAUUCCAGGAAAUUUUAGUAGAAUUAAGCUUAAACCACUGAUAAGGCUGUGCUAAUUCAUAUUUUUAUGUUAGUAAUAAAUCAAAUAAUUAUGUGUAAUGUGAAAGGGGUCAUUCACAGUGACAAACACAGAGAAUUAUCAUUCGACUCUGAUUCAGCUUUUAACGGUUUUCUGGCAGUAAAUUACAGUUUGGUUCAGUCUUACUGCUAUUACUGUCUACUACUUCUCAAGUGAUGGAAGAGAGCAAAACAGAACAAAAAAGAGGGUGAAUAUUGGGCUAACAUUUGUUCGGUGUCCAGAAAAAAUGGCUAAAUGCUCAAUGCUGCUUGACAGGUAAAUUAGCAACUGUUUGCUAAUGGAUAAAAAUUUGUUAAUGUUGGUUUAAGCAAAAAGAAAAAGGUGAAUAUUUAAAACAUUAAAAAACUGUAGUAGUAAGUGCACUUCUCCCAUCAUGGCUAACACAAAAUGAGUAUGCUAACGAAACUUUUUGUGGUUUCAAAUCUGUUCUUGAAGUUUGAAGUUCCUGCAGUUCUUAGAUCUUGAUGGAAAAGGGUCUAUAGUUACUAAAGCUACUUACCUGUGAAUGCUACUGGUUGUGAUCACUCUGGACUGUGAAGAUGAGUCAUUCUCAAGGGGUUACAGAAACACAGUGAACAUACAACAAAUACUGUAUAUUUUAUGACUUAAUGACGUAAUCGUACAUAUUUGAGACCACAUGCCUUGGCACAGGAAGUUAUUUUUUCUUUAUGGGGGUUGUAUAUACCCCCUUUCUUACCCAAUGGCAAAGUGUUGUUAAUGGCAGUAUACAGUACAGCAAGAGCUUGAAUCUUUACUGGUUGGACUGGUCAUCGUACAAGCACUUCACAAAAAUACCUCUUCAGUACGUUCCUGCCUGCUUCAGCAUUUAUUUAUUGAUUGUUUAGUAUCUUUGUAUGAUUGAGUAGGAAUCGCAGACACACAAACAGAACAGGACUAUAGUUAAAAAAAGACACAGCGGAUGAGUCAGCCUGUUGAUGGCAGUAGAAUAAAAGACUAACGUUUUUGAAUGGAGGAACAUUUUCUUGUCUGCUUUUACAUUCCAUGAGAGCUACCUUCACCCACUACCCGGGUAGUCAGUCACAGCUCUGGGCCUUUUUUGAUCUGAAGAAAUGCAGAUAGAAGAAUGAAAAAAGGAAAAUUGAGUAAAAGAAAGAAAAGAGAGGCUAAACUCAGUUCUCAGGGACAUCACUUAAAGAAACAAAACAAAAAGUAGUAGCAUUAAGCAUUUAAGAUAUUGUAAAUAUUAAAGUGUCAAUUCAGAAAAUUGUAAAGUUAUAAUUAUUUAUGAUAAGUAUGUUAUGUGUUUGGUUUUUUUUCUUAAUUUUCAUGUUUUUUGUUUUUUGGCGGGGGUGUACUUGAAUUGUUUUGGAUGGGGGAACUUGAUGGCGUUUUUUGUAAGAGCAAAGACUUCAAGGCAUUUCUCAGGUGCUCCUGUGUACAUUUAUUUCAGUUUGUUUUUGCUAUAAUAACUAUUAUUAUUUGUAUUUUUUUUUAUUUUUAGAUUUGCAAAGAAAAAAAAAAUCUGUUUUCCAAAAGGAGGCAUGUUAUUCAGAGUGGAGGAAAAUGAGUAAGGCAUUCAUUUGUAAACAGAUAACGUUCUAAACCUGACUAUGCAGAACCACUUUGAUGGUCUUGUCACCUCUUAAAGAUGCCCUCUAAAAACUUGGGAGGAAGAGACACAGUGGAAUGAACCACUAUUAAAGAGAAGGGGGUGGGGGGCAAACAAAGACAAGACCCAGCAUGCUUGUAUUUGGACAAUGCGCAGUAGCCAGCCUGCAUUCACUGCAACAUUUAGAGGAGAAAAAAAUGGUGGAAAAUGCCUUUCUGACCGAUCAAUGUACAAAGUUUAUUUUUGCUUUUCUUCGUUGGUUUAUUUAAUCAGGACUCAAGCCUUUAGUGUCUUCUCAGAGGUGUUGUGUUGUGUGGCAGCACCGCAGUGAGACAGAACAAUAUACAAAUGUCAGAGUCAGAAACAGCAACUGUAUGAACAAAAGAGGCGGCCUGUGGAUGACCUUGUGUUCAUUCCUCAUUUGUUGUAACUAGUUUUUCUUUUUAUACUCUCUCAUCUCCCUUCAGCCACAAAACUGUGGUUCACCUCUUCUAUCUCAUUACCAUAGUUUCUUUUUUCUAGUUUUCUGUUGUUUAUCGCCUUGCUCCGUCUCUCGCAAGGAGGAUUUUGGGUUGGUAGCAAUGCAUUGACGUGUCACUGACCAGCCCUCACUGCAGCCACUUCCUCUGUUGUCCUACCUUAUAAAGCACUCGAGAUAUCAGUGCUCUGCAGCAGCCUUGUAUCUGCACAAAGUCAGCUUUUGACAAAAACUAGUAGGUUUUCAUCUUUUGUUGCUGUAAGGUUUCAACGUAAUGUUGAUUUUAAAAAGGCUGAAUUCAUUUCUUGGCUUCUACCUUAGCAUGAUAAGGAAGUUUUCUUAAAGCAUAAAUGACAGAGGGAUAUUAUUUUACCAGUUGCUUAACUUGGAAGCUCCAGUCAGCUGCCUUUAUGUGAUGCAUUAACUGACAGCAUUACAACAAAGAUGUUCCUCCCUCUUAACUGUUUUUCUCUCUGUGUUAACUGUAUCAGCCAGUUCCAUGGGUUUUUCUUAAUUUUCCCCUUGUCCUUUCUUUCUCUCUUUCUUUCUUUCUUUCUUUUGUAGGAGAGUACUAUUUGCUGGUAGAGAUCUAGUUCACCUACUGUUUCCCAGUUUGUUUUGUUUUGGGUUCUUUCUAACUUAAGGGAAAAUUGAAAGUGUUUGUUGCCUCUUUGUGCUACUGAUUAUGAAAAGGUAUUUCCAGUAUUUGUUGCCACAGAAGUAUGAUAGCUUAUCAUCAACACUUUUUUUUAAUUUGUAAUUUUUUUGUGCAACUUCUUGAGCUACUGUCUAUAAAGCGAAAAUUUAUUACUAUUUAUGUAACGCUACUACCAUUUUAUAUUGAUUUGUGUUGGAAUCUCAGUGCUUUUCUAUGAAUAAAGUGUGAAACACGUUACAA
Messenger RNA from Lates calcarifer (barramundi perch), 8523 nucleotides. It is a transcript of the gene zswim5, whose product is annotated as zinc finger, SWIM-type containing 5. Gene Ontology annotation, cellular component: Cul2-RING ubiquitin ligase complex. Lineage: Eukaryota; Metazoa; Chordata; Actinopteri; Centropomidae. The record is from RefSeq and is a predicted model, not a curated record.